GCGACCUCAGAAGUGCGCAUGCUCUGCUGGUGAAGCGGCGCUCCUCCUUCUCCGGGUCCGGAAGUCCUGGGUUGUUUAUUAAAUCACGACCGUCGUAAACUAGACUUUCCGUACGGCUUCCUAGCUUUACGAUGGCAACAAGUAUGGCGGCUGCUAGUGGUAGAUUUGAAAGUGCGAAGCGUAUCGAAGAACGGAAAGAACAGACCCGGAAUGCCAGAGCCGAGGUGUUGCGCCAGGCUAAAGCCAAUUUUGAAAAAGAAGAAAGGCGUAAAGAACUUAAGCGACUUCGGGGUGAGGACACAUGGAUGCUGCCUGACGUGAAUGAGCGAAUUGAACAGUUCUCACAGGAACACUCUGUGAAGAAAAAGAAGAAAAAAGACAAGCAUUCAAAAAAAGCAAAGAAAGAGAAGAAGAAAAAGAGCAAGAAACAGAAAUAUGAAAAAAACAAUGAGUCAUCUGAAAGCUCAUCAAGCUCUGAAGAUGAGUGGGUUGAGGCUGUUCCGUCCCAGACUCCUGACAAGGAAAAGGCAUGGAAAGUGAAAGAUGAAAAAUCACAAAAAGAUGACAGCCAAAUUAUGAAGAGGGAUGAGUGGAUGACUGUUGAUUUUAUGUCUGUUAAAACUGUGUCGUCCUCAUCACUCAAAGCUGAAAAGGAAGCUAUGAGGAAAAUAGAGCAAGAGAAAACCGAAGCACUUGAACAGUCCAAACUGAUGGAAAGAGAAUUGAAUCCGUACUGGAAGGAUGGAGGGACAGGUCUUCCACCCGAAGACUGUAGCAUGUCAUCGAUUACUAAAGUUUCAGUGGUAGAAGAUGGUGGAUUAAGCUGGCUAAGGAAGUCUUAUUUAAGAAUGAAGGAACAAGCUGAGAAACAAAAUAGAAACUUUGAGGACAUUGUAGCCGAAAGAUAUGGGUCAGUGGAAGUAUUUCAGUCGAAAUUAGAAGACGCUGAAAAAGCUGCAUCCAUAAAAGAAGAUUAUAGACGAGAACGGUGGAGGAAACCCACAUAUUCAGAUAAAGCAAAAAAUAGUCAAGAAAGUAGAAAAUCAGACUUAGUAAAAUAUGAUAACAGUUCACGUGAUAGAUAUGCUACAACAGACUCUGCAAAAAAUAGCAAUAAUGAUAAAUGUAUUGGUGAUGAAAAAGAUAAGAGACCUGGCUCUUUAGAAACAUAUAGAAGAGAAUCUAACCCAAGGCAAACUCAAGAGUUUUCUUCUGGAAAUUUGAGAGCUAAAUUCUUGAGACCCUCUGAUGAUGAAGAACUGUCAUUUCACAGCAAGGGCAGAAUAUGUGAACCAUCUAGUUCAUCUUCAGCAUUGGUAGCUCAGGGUUCUUUGCAUAGUGGUUUCAGAAAACCCACCGGGAACAGCGAAGAAAGAUUAACAUGGAGUCACUCUGAUGGGAGAGGAGACAAGAAGCAUUCAGAUCAAACGCCGCUGGAAACCAGUACCAGUGAAUACCAACACAUUACCGAAGAUACGAGAGAAAAACCGCGAGAUGAAGGCUUCAGAGAUGACCCUCCAGACAAACACCUGCAGGACCCAAAGGCUGCAUUUGCUGGUGCGGAGCAUGAGUCCAUUCACAUCCUGAGUGUCGAUGAGAAGAACAAGCUGGGAGCCAAGAUUAUCAAAGCAGAGAUGAUGGGGAAUAUGGAAUUAGCCGAACAACUUAAAGCUCAACUUGAAAAGGCAAAUAAAUUCAAAGAAACUGUAACGCAGUUACCAAAAAACUCUGGGGUAGAGAAUGAAGACCAGCAAGAAGUAAUCCUUGUCCGAACAGAUCAGUCUGGUAGAGUGUGGCCUGUCAACACACCAGGAAAGUCUCUGGGAUCACAAGGAGGAAGAAGAAAGAGACAGGUUUCAACCCAUGAGGAAAAAGAAAGGGUCAGAUACUUUCACGAUGAUGAUCAUCUAAGCCUGAGUGAUUUAGUCAAAAAUGAAAAGAUGGGCACGGCAGAAAGUCAAAACAAGCUCUUCAUGAGAAUGGCCUCUAAGUUUAUGGGAAAAACAGAUGGAGACUAUUAUACCCUGGAUGACAUGUUUGUCUCCAAAGCAGCUGAGAGAGAACGUCUUGGUGAAGAGGAAGAGAACCAGUGGAAAAAAGCUAUUGCUGAGCAUCGGAGUCUUGCUGCACAAAUGGAAAAAUGCCUGUAUUGUUUUGACAGCUCUCAAUUUCCCAAGCAUCUUAUUGUUGCAAUAGGUGUUAAGGUUUAUUUAUGUUUACCCAGCGUACAGUCUCUGACUGAGGGGCACUGCCUGAUAGUCCCUUUGCAGCACCACAGAGCAGCUACUUUCCUGGAUGAGGACAUCUGGGAGGAAAUCCAGAUGUUCAGAAAAUCACUGGUAAAGAUGUUUGAAGAUAAAGGAUUGGACUGCAUCUUUUUAGAAACUAAUAUGAGCAUGAAGAAACAGUAUCACAUGGUUUAUGAAUGUAUUCCUGUCCCCAAGGAAGUGGGUGAUAUGGCUCCCAUCUAUUUUAAGAAAGCCAUAAUGGAAUCUGAUGAAGAAUGGUCCAUGAACAAGAAGUUGAUAGAUCUCUCUUUAAAAGAUAUCAGAAAGUCUGUACCCAGAGGGUUACCUUAUUUCUCUGUGGAUUUUGGCCUUCACGGAGGGUUUGCCCAUGUAAUUGAAGAUCAGCAGAAAUUCUCUCAUUACUUUGGAAAGGAAAUCAUUGGUGGGAUGUUGGAUUUAGAGCCACGACUUUGGAGGAAAGGCAUCCGAGAAGGCUUUGAGGAUCAGAGGAGAAAGGCACUGCAGUUUGCUCAGUGGUGGAAACCGUAUGACUUCACCAAAAGUAAAAACUGCUGAGUGUACCUUCCGUUUUAAAAAUCUCUCUUCAGAUCCCGUCAGUUUUAUUUCCCCUGCAUCUAAUGAGGCAACCGACCCUCAGGUCACAGGCAGAGGAGUCACAGCAGCAGACUGCUCUGAGUCUGUGACAGCUGUACAUCAGGAGAUUGCGUUGUUCUUCUUCACCUGCUCCUGUGGAUAUUCCAAAUUGUUCAGUUAAUUUAGAGAAGGGCUUUUCUGAAGGGAUAUUUAGAAAGCAUAGGAAAUCCUUGUUGGGUUGUUAAGUCUAUUUUCUGGCUUCUUGUGCAUUUUAAAAAAUAAGACUUCGUGUAUUCAGUAAUGAUUUAAUGUCAGGAUUUCAUGGAAAAGCUCUUCAUUUUCUAAUAGCAGUAUAUAGUAUCACUUCUGUUCUUUUUGUUAAAGGAAAAGGAACUGUCCCCAAAGUAUUAAAGAAUUAAAUGAUACUGAAAAUA
Messenger RNA from Callithrix jacchus (white-tufted-ear marmoset), 3256 nucleotides. RefSeq names its product CWF19 like cell cycle control factor 2 (gene CWF19L2). Lineage: Eukaryota; Metazoa; Chordata; Mammalia; Primates; Cebidae. Gene Ontology annotation, biological process: mRNA splicing, via spliceosome. Gene Ontology annotation, cellular component: post-mRNA release spliceosomal complex. The record is from RefSeq and is a predicted model, not a curated record.